This is a messenger RNA of Drosophila serrata, 6766 nucleotides long. Its product is annotated as endoplasmic reticulum aminopeptidase 2. Gene Ontology annotation, cellular component: membrane; cytoplasm. NCBI's taxonomy places the organism in Eukaryota, Metazoa, Arthropoda, Insecta, Diptera, Drosophilidae. Gene Ontology annotation, molecular function: metallopeptidase activity; zinc ion binding. The record is from RefSeq and is a predicted model, not a curated record.
UGAUGGACGCAUUUUGUUCGCGCUUGCUCUGUACACCGAAGAAAAACCAAAAGUCCCUUUCAAUCGCAUGAAACGCAUUGUUAUUGAACUCCGCCGUUUGUUUUCCAAUUUGUUUUCCCCCGUACCCGAAACCGAGUUCGCUGCUCCUUGGUUGUGUGUUGUGCCGAGUGAAAAGCCAAGUGAAACGGAAACGAAAAUCAUUCCAUAUUUCUGAAACAUAUAUAGUAUAGAAGUGCUUGUCUAUUUGGCGCCUAAACAGACCGAAGGAUACACCCGGCUGGAUGCAUCUGCUCUAGCAGAACCACACCAGAAACUGGACCAAUUUAUGAACAAUAUCGAAAGGAAACACAACAAUCAACUCUACUCACCGACCUUUCUAGUCUUCUAGCAACAAUCGAAACGAUAAAUCUUUUUUAAAACGACCCUUUAUUUUUGGGACAAAACAUAUCUCUAGACAGAGCUCGGAGACAACUCAGGUGGAUUAGCCCCCGAUAACCCUUAAUCCCAAGGAUCCAGCACCUAGUGCCCACUUCCCAAGGUAUCCCGGAGAGUGCCCCGAGGCAAAGGAAUCCAAGACGGCGCCCCUUAAACCGCAAGCCUAUAAAAUUGGACGAAUGUUAUGUUGUGGCUUCUGCUGUGGCAAUAUGUCGAAGCGAGAUUACAAAGUGGCCACCACCGAUGGCAUCGAGCUGGAGCCGUUGGGCGGCGAAAAGAGCGACAAGGAUAAGGACAAAGACAAGGAGAAGCAGACGAAUGGCGUCACUUUUGGUGGCGAAUCGAGCGGCGGCCGACAGACGCGGACCGGAGUGGCCGUCUGCUCCCAGCGCCGGGCUCUACUUGUGGCCGGGAUCGUGCUCGGCUCGCUGCUGCUGACGGCCAUCAUCAUCGCCUACGCCGGACCGCAGAACGACUGCUCCUGCGGAUCUAAAACGGUGUCUGGUUACGAUACGGAUGAAGAGAACAACACCCAGCCCUUUAAUCCAAUUGCCACCAAUGGGGAGCCCUUUCCCUGGCUGGAGAAGAUGCUGCCCACCAGUGCGAGACCCCUGCGCUAUAUGGUUACCAUUCAUCCCAAUCUAACAACGUUGGAUGUGAAAGGCCAAGUCACCAUCGAUUUGCAUGUGGAAAGGGAGACCAACUUCAUUGUCCUGCACAUCCAGGACCUCAACGUCACCGAGAAGGCCAUAGUGACCCCAGGGCCCAAGGGAUACGCCCUUAAGAUUGUAAAGGUGCUGGAGUUUCCGCCACGCCAACAACUCUACAUUGAGGUGAAGGAGAAGCUGAAGAAGAAGUCCAAUUAUACCCUCAACCUGCGCUGGUACUCCAAGCUUAAUCCGGAGCCAGAGGGUUUCUAUGUUGACCAAUAUGAGAGCUCCAACGGUGUGGAAAGAUUAUUGGCAGCCACAGUUUUCCGACCGAAUGGGGCGAGACGAGCCUUUCCCUGCUUCGAUGAGCCGCAUGUCCGGGCACCCUUCCGCAUCUCUGUGUUCCGCGAUCGCUUCCACAUUGGUUUGUCCAACUCCAUAGUGCACACCACCGAAGAUGUGGGCUUCUACAUGGGCACGGGACUGCUCCGCGAUGACUUUAUAGAAACGCCUCCACUGCCCGCCGAUGCUGUGGCUUGGGUGGUAAGCGAUUUCCAGCGUGAGUCCCUGCAACCCUCUGCUGCCUAUAUCCCCACCACAGUAGCGCCACCGGGCUCUGGAGCUGGUGGCAAGAAGUCUGCCCAGUUAAACAACUACACCCAGUUGAAGGGCAAGAACCCUCCGGUACGGAACAUCACUGCCCUGACACAUUCGCUGAAUGUGAACCUGACGCCCCGCCAGAAUCUGACUACUGUUCAAACGACGACGACGACAGCUUGGCCUGUGCAUAUCAAUGGGAAUGGAAAGCCAACGAAUCUUACCUCUCUGUCCCAGUCCACGGGAUCCUCGAUCAAGAGGGCUCCCUCGUACACUUUCUAUGCUCCGCGUGACCUGCUGAUUCGCUCAUCCUUCAUCCUGCACACUUCACGGGAUGUUUUGGAGUAUCUGCAAACCUGGCUGGAUAUUAGUUAUCCCCUCACAAAGGUGGACUUUGUGGCACUGCCUUCACUGGACCGCAACAUGAUCUCAUCCCUGGGAUUGGUGACCCUGAAGACUUCCUUCCUAACGGAUCCCAGUUCGAUUACCUCUGAACAAUACCAAUUCAGUGCUCUGCGGAUUGCAGAGGCCAUGGUGCGGCAGUUCUUCGGAGGUAUCACUUCCCGCAAGGUGCUCAAGGAUGUGUGGCUGUGGGAGGGAUUGAUCCAGUAUUUGGGCAUCCAUACCCUGGCUCCGCUGCAGGAGAGCUGGCCUUUGAGGGAGAUGUACCUGCUGAAGAUGGCCACAGCAGCGUUGGAUAUCGAUGCCAUCCAAGGAUGGGAUAGCAUCAUGAAUGGCACCAGUCACGAUGGCAACAACGAGGAGUUCUUUGUCCAAAAGACGGCGGCCAUAUUUUCCAUGCUGCACACAGCCAUUGGCGAGGAUCGGUUCAGGGGAUGCCUGGGCUCGUUCCUCAAGGUGAAUCGAUUUAGGACCGCAGAACCCACAGAUCUUUGGACAAUUUGCACCAAGAAGGCCAAUGGUUCGAAGAAUAUCAAGGACAUGAUGACUCUGUGGACACAUCAGCCGGGCUUUCCGCUUCUCACCGUCACCAAAAUGGGCAACAGCAUUUCCAUUUCACAGAGACCCUUCCGGCCUGCCGACUUUCUUGCCAUCCAUGAUGAGUCGUACUAUGGUAAUAAUUAUAAUAAGACGGCUCUCAAUGCCACGGAUAUGCCCAUCACAGUGCCACCCACAACGCAGGGAAGCAAACACAAGGCGGCUCCCCACAUGAAGUGGAUCUUCCCUGUCACCUAUGUGACGGAUAUCAACAAUGUCAGCGAAACCCUUUGGAUGCAGAAUGUGGAUGUAACCUUCAAUGUGCCGGAGAACGUCAAAUGGAUCAAAGUGAAUGCCAUUCAGAAUGGUUAUUAUAGAGUGGUUUACAACGAUGACAACUGGGCAAGUCUCAUUGAAGAGCUGACCACUAAUCCCAAACGCUUCACCAGUGAGGAUCGAUUGGGUAUGCUGUCGGAUGCCUUUACCCUGUGCCAUGCCAAUUUGCUGCCCUGUGAGAUCACCAUGAACAUGAUUCUGUAUCUGCCAAGUGAGACACAUUACGGACCCAUGGCCUUGGCCUUGAGGCAUUUGGAGAAGUGGCGACGCAUCCUCAAGUACUCCGAGUGCUUCCUGAUGCUCAGCGAGUUCAUCAAGAUGAAGAUCUCAACGGUUAUGGAGAAGGUGGGCUGGUCGGAUGACGGUGAUGUGGCCACCAGGUUAAUGCGUCCUGAAGUGAUUUUGGCCUCGGUUCUGUGGGAGGACAUCGAUAGCAUCGCCAAGGCCAAGAAUAUGUUAAAUCAGUAUCUGUACUACAAUGGUUCAGCUAUACCACCCAAUCUUAGAGAGGCGGUUUACACCGGCUCAAUUCUCUCCGGCGAGUACAUCUAUUGGCAGCAUUGCUGGGAACGCUUUGUCACCCUUCAGCGGACAUCGGAAACCUUUGUGGAGCGUAUGCAGCUACUUAGAGCUCUGGGCAGGACCAAGGAUGCCUGGCUGCAGAAUCGCCUGCUGUCGCAUGUGACCAUGUUGCCCACCGAGGAGGUGGUGCAGGUGCUCAAGGCCAUUGCGGGUACGCCCACAGGUGGUGCCAUGGCCUGCCGCUUCCUGCAGGCCAAGUGGUUUGAGCUGGAGAAACGCCUGGGACAGGGCACAAUCAGCUUUGCCAAGGUUAUAUCGGCUAUAACCCAGUAUGGAGCGACCAAGUUUGACUACGAUGAGCUCAAUUCACUGGUGCAUCGCUUUGGCCGGGGUCACGGCAUGUCUGUGCUGAACAUGACCUUGAGCAGUGUGGCCUCAAAUGUCGAGUGGGUGGCAAGGUCACAGACAUCGCUGUACAAGUGGGUGGAGGGCCACCUAUACUUACACCGAUAGAGGAGGCAGGACUCGGAGGUCCGCGCACAGCUCUCUCUUUAAACUCAUUUGUAAUUAUGUUCCUCUCUCAGACACGACUCUCACGUGGACCCUGAUUUCGCCGAGUUAACUAACACACACUAUGGAUCUGUACUCUUUACCAUAUCAUUGCCAGUUCGAUCGAUCUCCUUGGUUUACUCAGUAGCUCUCCUAUAAUUUUAGUCCUCAACGAGUGGCCUCACUCACCUGUAAAUUACGAAUGCUAUGAUCGCAAGGAGUCUUUGUGUAUAUCUAUUCCCAACAGGAGGGAGCCAUUUCUAGCACAUAUGUAUAUGUGGAUAUCUACAACUGAACAUAAGGAUCUAUCUAUAUAUGUAUAUUGUAUAUGUAUGUAUAUUUUACAAACCGAAAACCAAAAUGAGAAAACCAAACAUACUUAGAGCAAUCGAUAAAUGUAGUUUGUAAGCAAAGAAUAACAAAGAACAAACAUAUUUUUUCAUAAAAUCCAAAAAACAAAAGAGAAAACAAAACAAACAGAUGAGGCCACUGAAUCGAGAUUAACUAAAUCGCUAAUGAAUGCAUUCUAGUCACUGUAUAGAAUAUGUAUAUUAGAAUUAGUGGGCGGCCUGCUCGUGUGUGUAUCCGUGUAUGUGCGCAUCGAAAUAUCACAGAACUCUUCCUUUUGUCCAAAGAUAAUUUACUUAACCAACAUAAUCACCCUACCUAAACGUGUCCUGCCUGACCAGAAGCAUUAAUUCCCAGUUAAGAACAUAUUUUAUGAUCAGUAUUAGCUUCCAGAGUCAGUAUUUAUUGUCUAAUUUGUUAUUAAUUUUAAACUUGAAUAGUUGAUAACCUAAAAGGUCGGAUCAGCAUAGGCUAAACGAUCGCCAGUAUCAGUUGGGAAACCAGUUUUAAUCACAAAAACUUGUUCAGAAUUAAGAACAGAACCCAAAGAUUUUCUUAACUUUAAAAUCAGUAACCGCUUAGGCUAAACUGAAUUUAAAUAUGUUAUAUGUAUAUGGCUGCCAUAGGUUCUACUAACUUUUGAAUAAUAGAAGAAAAGAAGCAUAGAAUUUGAUUAAAAUUUAGGCACAACAUAAUCCCCAUGUGGUCUAAGGUCAGGCAGGCAGAGAUAAGUUAGGAGCUUGCGAUACGAAUUAAUACCAUAAAGACAUAUGUACAUACAUGGCAUACGCGCUGUAGUUUGCUAGAGAACCCCAAAAUCCAAAAAUAAUUACAAAAAACUAAUUUAACACUGUUUAUUUACGCACUCGCAUAAGACAUCAAAACGAAACUGAUUAACAGAUUACAACGUUCCAUAACUACAAUUUACCAAGUGUUUUACGAUUUAACCAUAUCGCUGGUUAUCAUUUGAUUAGUGUUGAGGUGUCUGUCCUCUAGAUAGCCAGGUCUUCGAAUCCAAAGUGUUUGUGUAAACUGAGGGAAGCCGCCGACUUCUGGCACCCAAAUCAUGGGGGCUUUUGGCAUGCCGGUUUCUCAUUAUAGCCAAAUAAACGUGUAUCAGUUGGUGUUGCCAUUGGCAGCGCCCCGAUAAGAAAGAAGAUUAGCUUGGGGUGGGUCAGAAGCGUAGUCUAGAGGGUUUCCUAGUGGUUGAAGCACUUCGCUAAGUAAAUAAAUUUGUAUAAAAAAUCCAGUGAGGUAAACCCCAGAAGUGAACAAAACCUCUUUUAGAGCUACACCUGUAACAUCGCCGCUUCUGUCCCAUCAAAGUGUUUCGCUGAUUCAGAGUUAAACCUUCAAUCAUUUUUAAAUAUGUUAAUUCAUACACUAAAUUUCCAUCAAAGAAGUCAAGAUCUUUGAUUAGUUUUUACCGGAGAAACAGCAAAAUUUCGUAGAAAUAUUAUAUUGAAAUGGGAACUAUUUUUUUGGCUAAAAUACACAAACCCCAAGGUACCCUUCAUAAUUGCAACAAAGUCAAUCGCUCAGAAGCCCCAAAAAUCUAAAUACAAAUAAAUACAGAAAGAGAGGGAGACAGACAGAGAGAGAGAAAGAUAAAUACAAAAAAAAACACAACCGAAAACAACUUUAUUAGCGACAAAGAUAGAUCACAAAAAAACAAGUUUUGGAGCGAUUUUACGGAUUUUCGACAAAUGUAUAAACCAAACUAAAGCUAAACUAUAGAUGAAAAAUGAAAAUAAACCCAAAAUAGAAAUAAUACAAAAGAUGGAACACACAGCAUAAGAAAGAUACUCAAGACCCAGAAGCAAAAAGAGAAGUUAAUGGGGAGAUUUAGAAAGUUUUUACAGACCAACAAAGACAAAGAAGACUUUAUUUUGUUUAUUACACUACAUUUGAGUUCAAUGUUCACCCAUUUCAACGUCUAAUUGUAUUGUACAAUGCAUAUCCGUCCACAGCUUUGAUUGAUUUACAACAUUUUGGGUUCCAUUUAGUUCAUCAUCAGUCACACAAAAACACCUCACCCAACACCCAAUCCUGCCCUUUGGGCUCCGCUUUAUCCUGGAGUUGAAGAAUGGCCUUUUCUUAUUUCAAAAGAUUGAAGGAUACGAAUUCUAGUUAAUUUUAUUAGACCAAAUUUUUGUUGCAAUUGGCAUCAGUAUAUUAGAAAUUAUUAAUUAUGCAUUGGCCAUCAGGUUUUAUAUAAAGAAAUUCGUGUAGGGAAAAUACAAACAAAGUGUAUCUAGGAAUGCAAUGGAAAGCAGGCAAAGCAACUCUAAAGACGUAAAUCUAAUUGUAUGCUAAUGAUAUAUACACAUCUAUAUAUAAAUAUAUAUAUAUUUACAUAAUGUAAUUUAAGUCAAAUGGGAAUAUUAAUA